GUCUCUAUAACUGGGAUGCCUUCCUGGCACCAGGCUACCACGUCCCCACUGUCUCUACCCGACGUCUGUCAGCCCUCCGAACUUGGCUCGCAGUGCCAGCCACUGUCUUCUGCGCUCCCGCGCGGUGUUCCGCCAAGGCCUUGCCCAGCUGGAAUGCAGAGAUCGCCGCCCGGCUACGGCGCACAGGACGACCCGCCCUCCCGCCGCGACUGUGCAUGGGCCUCCGGACUCGGGGCCGCUGCUGAGCCGCGCGGCCUCCCUGUCACCAACGUCUCGCCCGCCGAGCCCUCCUCGCCGUCCAGCCUUCCGCGGAGUCCACCGCGCAGCCCCGAGCCAGGACGCUAUGGCUUAGGCCGCGGAGAGCGCCAAACAGCCGACGAGUUGCGCAUCCGGCGGCCGAUGAAUGCUUUCAUGGUGUGGGCGAAGGACGAGCGCAAGCGACUGGCGCAGCAAAAUCCGGAUCUGCACAACGCAGUGCUGAGCAAGAUGUUGGGCAAAGCGUGGAAGGAGCUGAACACAGCGGAAAAGCGGCCCUUCGUGGAAGAGGCCGAACGGCUGCGUGUACAGCACUUGCGCGACCAUCCCAACUACAAGUACCGGCCUCGCCGCAAAAAACAGGCGCGCAAGGCCCGGAGGCUGGAGCCCGGUCUCUUGCUCCCGGGCCUCGUGCAGCCGUCUGCGCCGCCAGAGCCCUUCCCUGCAGCUCCAGGCUCGGCCCGCUCCUUCCGCGAGCUGCCCACACUGGGCGUGGAGUUCGAUGGCUUGGGGUUACCCACGCCCGAGCGCUCGCCUCUGGACGGCCUGGAGCCUGGCGAGGCCUCCUUCUUCCCACCGCCUUUGGUGCCCGAGGACUGCGCUGUGCGGGCUUUCCGGGCGCCCUAUGCCCCCGAGCUGGCACGGGACCCGAGCUUCUGCUACGGGGCGCCCCUGGCUGAGGCGCUCAGGACCGCGCCGCCUGCCGCGCCGCUAACGGGCCUCUACUACAGCACCCUGGGCACGCCAGGUCCGUUCCCCAGUCCUCUGUCACCACCACCUGAGGCCGCGCCUCUUGAGGGAACAGAGCAACUGGAGCCUACCGCUGACCUUUGGGCUGAUGUGGACCUCACCGAAUUCGACCAGUAUCUCAACUGCAGCCGGACUCGACCGGAUGCCACUACACUUCCCUACCAUGUGGCGUUGGCCAAACUGGGUCCGCGCGCCAUGUCCUGUCCAGAGGAGAGUAGCCUCAUUUCUGCGCUGUCUGACGCCAGCAGCGCAGUCUAUUACAGCGCCUGUAUCUCAGGUUAGGCACUGCCCCUGCCCUUCAGCGCUUCAGCAUGUGGCCAAAUGGCAGGGCCUUGCCUGCUCCCUUCCUUUCGCAGAUGUAUGUUAGGUAUGCAGCAGCCUUUAGAGCUGGUGACCUAAGGGUGCCACCUCUGUCAUUCACAUACCUCCUUCUGGGGGCGCCUGUGUGUUGGGCCUUUCCUUGGAAGCCCAGGCCCUGGGUGUGCUAGCUUUGUCAGGGUUAAGGUUUUGAAACAUUUAAUUCUUUUCUGCCAUGUAUUUUCUAGAAUGAGACUGUGUUUUUUACUUUGCUUUUAUAUACAUAUAUAAUACACUAUAUUUAAUUUUUAAUUAAACUUUUUUCUUUCGAAGGA
This is a messenger RNA of Phodopus roborovskii (desert hamster), 1637 nucleotides long. RefSeq names its product SRY-box transcription factor 18 (gene Sox18). Gene Ontology annotation, molecular function: DNA-binding transcription factor activity, RNA polymerase II-specific; RNA polymerase II cis-regulatory region sequence-specific DNA binding. Bases 16 to 1287 code for a protein of 423 amino acids. Gene Ontology annotation, biological process: angiogenesis; vasculogenesis; positive regulation of transcription by RNA polymerase II. The transcript is spliced from 2 exons. The record is from RefSeq and is a predicted model, not a curated record. Lineage: Eukaryota; Metazoa; Chordata; Mammalia; Rodentia; Cricetidae.